GUUAUUGUCUUUUUGACAUUUUUACAAAUCCAUUGUAAUUACAUUUUUUGCAAUUUACAAAAUAAAUUUAGUGAAAAAUAAUGGAAAAAUUGAUUAAAUUAAAAAAUCUUAAUUGUCAUAUUACGUGUAAAAUAUGUAGAGGAUAUUUAGUAGAUGCCACAACAGUUACAGAAUGUUUACAUACUUGUUAGUAUAUUAAAAUAGUAAUAUUUCUAUUUCCAUUGAAAAUUGUAUAUAACUUUUGUUAUUAUAUUUAGUUUGCAAAAGUUGUCUAGUAAAACAUUUAGAAGAAAACAACAGCUGUCCUACAUGUCAAAUUGUUAUACAUCAAUCACAUCCAUUGCAAUAUAUAAGUUUUGAUCGUACAAUGCAAGAUAUUGUAUUUAAAUUAGUACCAGGGCUUCAAUUGGGUAAACUGAAUGAUUAAAAUCAUCAAUAAAAAUAUUCAAAAUAAUUAUUAAUUAAUAACUAUUUAGAUGAAAUUAAGCGAGAACGAGAGUUUUAUAGGAUCAGAGGUUUACCAUAUCCCAAAGAAGUGCCUGCAGGUACAGAAGUCGAUGAUGAUAAGACAGCGCAAGAUCAAGCAGCAGCAGAUUCUGAUUACCAUAGGACAGAUGAACAAGUAACAUUAAUCAUCCAUUAUUAUUAUCUUAAGUAUUAAAUAAAAAUUACUCAAUAAAGGUUAAUAUUGGAUUGGAAUGUGUUGCAUCACAUUUAAAGUCAUUAAAGAAAAAAUUCUUAAGAGUGUCAUCUCAAGCAACUAUUACUCACCUAAAAAAAUUUAUUGCUGUAAAAGUUUUAGAAGGGUCUGAUAAAUACAGAGAUGUAAGUAAAAAUACAAUAUAUUUGUCAUUAAUAACCUAUAUUAUUAACAUACUUAAUACAAUUACAUUUAUUUAUUUAGAUUGACAUUUUGUGUAAUGAUGAACUCUUGGGUAAAGAUCACACUCUUAAAUUUGUUUAUGUUACAAGAUGGAGAUUCAGAGAACCUCCAUUGAAACUUCAGUAUAGACCAAAAUUAGAUUUGUAGACAGUUAAUACAUUUAUUAUGUUUAGUCAGUUAUUUCUAUAGUAUUCUUUUAUUAUGCAUACACUUGUAUUAUGUUUAUGUAAAUACCAAAUAAUUAUAUAGAUGAAUAACUAUGUUUUAUAUAAAUAUUUAAAUUGAAUUACACUUAAAAGUUAUAAAAUAAUAUAGCCUUUGUAAUAUAUUUGUACAUAUUUUGAAAUUAGUUUUAAGGAUUUUGUCUUCUAAUUAUGAUAUGUAAUAUUUUAAGUUGGAUUGAGUUAAAUUAAUAUAAAGACUAAAUUAAUUGAAUUAAAUGUUCAAAAAGGUGGAUUUCUUUUUUUUUUAUUCUGAGUGAAGCAGACUAUGGGUUCACAAAUUUAUUUUUUCUUGUGGACAACUUUUCUGGUUCAUUUUUUCGAUUUUCUCAUCAAAUGUGAAAAAGUGAAAAAAAAACUGGG
Cinara cedri is the source of this 1467-nucleotide messenger RNA. Lineage: Eukaryota; Metazoa; Arthropoda; Insecta; Hemiptera; Aphididae. The record is from the annotation of a GenBank genome assembly.